Molecule: messenger RNA, 2312 nt
Organism: Cucumis melo (muskmelon)
Lineage: Eukaryota; Viridiplantae; Streptophyta; Magnoliopsida; Cucurbitales; Cucurbitaceae
Product: putative lipase ROG1
Exons: 10
Coding region: 500-1759 (419 amino acids)
Source: RefSeq, a predicted model, not a curated record
GAUUUGAAUCAAAAACAAACAACAAAGAAGCCGACAGAUCCUCCACCAUUACCAAAACGUUUGCCAAGUUUUUACCUUUCCUUGACUUCCACCUUCGAAAUCCUUUGUAUGGAAAAGUGUGGUAAUGGGAUGAUGAAUGUGUUUGAGAGUGGUUACGGUUGUGGAGAUCGGGAAAACUCAGAAUCAAAGGCGAAUGAGCAAAUGGGUGUCUCUGUAUCUUCUUCUUCUUCUUCUUCCUCCUGUAGAUUCUCUCAAUUAUGGCAAUGGGUCUUCACUUUAAGCCGGUGAGGUUGCGAGUAGACGGUCUUGUCUCAUUUGUACCAUUUACCCAUAUAACUACUUCAACCGCUUCAACGAAGAAUUUCCAAGUCUUCAUCCCGCUCUGUUCCCUCUCUCUGUUUUCAAACAUUUGACGAUACCAAUUUAGCCGAGUUUUGUUCGUCUUCUUUUCCAGAUUCUCCUCGUUUUCAUUGGAUUUUGUCGUUUGUUUGUGACUUCUAUGGAGUUGGAAAAUCCGGCUUCUCGGACUUCAAGUGAAGAGGGAAACAGAGGAGAACUGGAGAAUGAGAAAGGGGGAGAACUAGAUUUGAAUGAUACGAGAAAUGGGAAGAAGAAGAAGAAGAAGAAUGGAAAUCGUUCCGUAUCGUUUUAUCUACCGAAGAUCGGAUUCGGAUGUUUCAGAGUACAGCGUGAUGAGGAAGGGAAUAUUGAUAUGGAGGUCGUCAAUGGCUCUGGGGAGCGUCGGAAGCCCUCCCACCUUCUUAUAAUGGUUAACGGUCUUGUUGGCAGUGCUAAAGAUUGGAAAUAUGCAGCACAGGAGUUUUUGAAGACGUAUCCAGAAGAUAUUAUUGUUCAUUGUAGUAAACGUAAUUACUCAACAUUGACUCUUGAUGGUGUUGAUGUGAUGGGAGGAAGACUAGCGGAAGAGAUUUUGUUAGUUAUCAAGAGACAUCCAAAUCUUCGAAAGAUCUCCUUCUUAUGUCAUUCAUUAGGUGGACUGAUAGCAAGGUACGCCAUUGCAAAGCUUUAUGAGCUAAAAGAAGAUGUCCAAGUAAAUGGGGAGUAUAACAAACACGAGUUUAGAGAUGAAAGCUAUGAAGAUGAAUUUAGAGGGAAAAUUGCAGGGCUGGAACCAAUUAAUUUUAUAACUUGUGCGACCCCACAUCUUGGUUCAAGAGGGCAUAAACAGGUACCUAUGUGUUGUGGCUUUUAUGUCUUGGAAAAAGUAGCUGUUUGUACAUCAUAUUUCUUUGGUAGAACUGGGAGACAUUUAUUUUUAAUUGACAAGGACAGUGGAAACUGCCCUCUUCUUUUUCAUAUGGCUGGCGAUCGAGAGGAUCUCAAAUUUUUAUCUGCUUUGCAGUCGUUUAGGCACCGUGUUACCUAUGCGAAUGUGCGUUACGAUAACGUUGUUGGAUGGAGUACAUCUUCUAUUAGGCAUCGUUCUGAGUUGCCUAAGCUUAAAGGUUUAUCAGGAGAUAGCAAAUAUCCGUACAUUGUAAAUGUAGAGAUGGCAAAAAUUCAGAAUCCUCAAUUAUAUGUGCCAUCAGAGGCUGAAGUCAAUAGAUUCAAGAAAAGUGAUUUGGAAGAAGAAAUGAUCAAAGGUUUAUCGAGCGUUGGUUGGGAUCGGGUUGAUGUUGAUUUCCACAGAAGUAAACAAAGAAAUGAUGCCCACCUUACCAUUCAGGUUAAUAGGUACAGAGUCAAUUCUGAUGGGGCUUGUGUGAUCCAACAUAUGAUAGACAAUUUUCUCUUGUAGCAUGCGAUGAAUUGAAUUAUUGCCAAUUGAUUUCGAGUUAUCAAACAGCCUAAAAGGGAAAAACGCUUGGUCGAUCCUUCCGAAUAGCAUCCAUGAUUAAGACUACUGACCUGAACAUCAGCUACAGAAUUGUGUUGUUUAGCUCAAAAAGUAUUAUUGGGGAUAAUGAAGCAAAUUGACUCACGAGCAGAUAUCGUGCUGGCUGCUGUAUGUUCUGUGGAUUAAGAAAGCAAGUCGGCAAUAUUUGACCGAUACUUCCUACUAUUACAAGUGAAGGAGAUCAAUAUGUGUUAGAAAGCUUUUCAUGAGUUUGUGAUGUAAAAUACAGUAGCCGCAUUGAAUUAUUAGCUCAAAAGAAAAUUCCGCUCUUGAGUUGGCAAUUGCCUCAACGAAGAUUCAUAUCCCCCAUAGAAUUGAUUAAAAAAAAAAAAAGAAAGUCCUACUUCUUCUUGUACUUGAGAAGCAUGUGGGAAUAUAUAGUGAGAAGAACAGUACCAGCGGCAAGUGUUACAAAAUGAAUUUUGCUUUUAUGGAGUUGGUGUUUUUGACUCAA